Messenger RNA from Humulus lupulus (European hop), 1710 nucleotides. RefSeq lists its product as uncharacterized. The transcript is spliced from 9 exons. NCBI's taxonomy places the organism in Eukaryota, Viridiplantae, Streptophyta, Magnoliopsida, Rosales, Cannabaceae. The record is from RefSeq and is a predicted model, not a curated record. Bases 125 to 1627 code for a protein of 500 amino acids.
AUUUUUAUAUUUCCCACCAUUUUCUACUUGUCUUUCAUCCUUUUUUUUCUUCUGUAGAUCUUUCAUUUCCAUUUUCUUUGGCUUUCUGCCAAACCCUAAUAACUAGUUACUGGACUCUGUCACCAUGUCGCCUUCCUGCUGUGGCGCCGCUGGCGAGAAUGGUUGCGCCCCCGUUGUUGAUCGCGAUCCCCUCGGUGCUGAUAAGUCUGCGCAUUGUAACAGAUCCGAUCGUUCGUCUUCUUAUUUUUCUUCUUCAUCAUCUUCUUCUUCGAUAGUUUACGGUUCAUUGCCGUUGAAGGACUCCGAGAAGCUUCGGAGGAUAGUGAUUGCUUCGGCGAAGGGCUUCAGUAUUGGAGCUGGUCUCAAAGGCGGUUUAGCUCUUUUCUCUAUUUUAGUUCGGUUGAGACGAAGAAAGGCGUUGGCGUCUCUGAGGAAGGAAGGAGUGAUCACGAAUAGUGAGGCAGUCGUUACUGCUUUGAAGGAGACACUGCGAUACGGUCUAUUUCUUGGCACCUUCGCCGGUACAUUUGUCUCGGUUGAUGAGAUUAUAGGCUCUUUGGGAGGUCAUCGUAGGACAGCGAAAUGGAGGGCUCUAUUAGCAGGGGCUAUAGCUGGACCUUCCAUGCUUCUUACUGGGCUUAAUACGCAGCAUAUUAGUUUAGCUAUUUACAUACUUAUGCGAGCUGCUGUAUUAGCGUCUCGUUGUGGGAUUAAAAGCAAACGGUUUGGGAGAUAUUGUAAGCCACUAACAUGGGCUCAUGGCGACAUUUUCCUUAUGUGUCUUUCUUCUUCCCAAAUUCUGUCUGCUUACAUAUUGAAGCAGGAGAGUUUGCCCCCAUCUUAUAAAUCAUUCCUCAAUAAACAUGGUGGAAAGGAUACUGUUAUCUUGAAUGCUGUGAAAGAGAUUGCUUCUGGCAAGCCUUUCAGCAACUUGGAUGCUGUAAAAGAAUAUUACAGAACUGUUGACGUGGACGUUAAACUAGAUCCUGAUAUGAAAGUUCCCUGCUCGAUUGUGCAUGGAAACCAGUCAUGCAGUUCACACGUUAUUUCGUUUCUUAUUCAAGCCUAUAAGAGAGCCUUACCAGUUUAUCUACCAGUAUAUUUGAUUCCUGCACUUAUAGUUCAUCGUCAGGACCUCUUGAAAAGGCCUUACACAAUACUAGGAAAAGGUCUUCUUGGUACUGCAAGAUCAAGCUUGUUUCUGUCUGUAUAUUGCUCAUCAGCCUGGAUGUGGACGUGCAUACUGUUCAGGAUUUUCAAGAAAUGUAAUAUUCCAAUGGUGGCAAUGGGAACGUUUCCAACAGGUCUAGCUUUGGCCAUCGAGAAGAAAAGCAGGCGUAUUGAAAUAUCACUCUACUGCCUUGCUCGGGCCAUUGAGAGCUUCUUCACAUGCAUGGCCGAAGCUGGGUACUUGCCGCAGUCAAAGAACUUUAAGAGAGCUGAUGUAGUGGUUUUCAGCUUAUCAACAGCCAUCAUAAUGCACUGUUAUGCACAAGAGAGGGAAGUCUUCCGAUCCAAAUACUUGAACGUUCUUGAUUGGGUUUUCGGUGUUCCACCUCCACCAUGUGAGACUCCUCGCUGCAAAAAAAAAUUAGAAACCGAAUUGGGUUUUCAAGACACGGUUUGAGCCCCUCAAGCCAUUCAUUGCUGGAAGAGAAACUAUAAUCAAGUCAUUUUUUAUACAACGAGAUUGCAUUCAUAUUUUGGUAA